AUGAGCAGCGAGGCGCCAGCAGCAGAGGAAACCGGUGUCUCCGCGACAGAGUCCGUCAAAGCGUUCAUUGCGGGAGGCUUCGGUGGUGUCUGUGCGGUUCUCGUUGGUCAUCCAUUCGAUCUGACGAAGACGAGGCUGCAAACUGCUGCUCCUGGAGCAUACAAGGGCGCCGUUGAUGUCGUGAAGAAGACCGUGGCGCAGGAUGGCAUCACUGGGUUGUAUCGGGGGAUGGUGCCUCCCCUGCUGGGAGUGACGCCCAUCUUCGCCGUCUCAUUCUGGGCAUAUGACGCCUCGAAGCAGUUGAUCUAUGCCUUCACGCCCAAUAGAACCUCGCAGGCUCUCUCAAUUCCCGAGCUUGCCACGGCAGGCUUCCUCUCCGCUGUCCCGACAACGUUGAUCACUGCCCCCGUGGAACGUGCAAAGGUGCUACUACAGGUCCAAGGCCAGGCGGGCUCUGAGACAAAAUAUAAGGGUGUCACCGAUGUACUGAAGCAUCUGUACAAAGAGGGUGGCGUGAGGAGUAUUUUCCGGGGCACCGGUGCGACAUUAGCUCGAGACGGUCCUGGAAGCGCUGCAUACUUUGCCGCGUAUGAAGUCACGAAGAAAGCACUGACACCGGCUGGUUCCUCGCCCUCUGAUCUCAAUUUGGGUGCUAUUAUCGUCGCAGGAGGCACUGCGGGUGUAGCGAUGUGGAGUUUGGCCAUCCCUCCUGACGUCAUUAAAUCGAGACUACAAUCUGCGCCUUCAGGAACAUACUCUGGGAUGCUCGACUGUGUGCGCAAAACAAUUGCUCAGGAUGGCGUUCGUGCCCUGUGGAAAGGUUUCGGACCUGCUAUGGCCCGGGCUUUCCCUGCAAACGCUGCCACAUUCCUCGGUGUGGAGGCUUCAAGAAACUUCAUGGAUAAAUUAUUCUAG
This is a messenger RNA of Cyclocybe aegerita, 915 nucleotides long. Lineage: Eukaryota; Fungi; Basidiomycota; Agaricomycetes; Agaricales; Hemipholiotaceae. The record is from the annotation of a GenBank genome assembly.